AUGGUAUUGAAGUCUUUUCUCCAUAUACAAUUUAAACUCAAGGAUUUGGGAUGUCUUAAAAAAUUUCUUGGACUUGAAAUCGCUAAGUCUGCCAAAGGCAUUGUGUUAUUUCAAAGACAUUAUUCUCUUCAACUACUUAAAGAUACUAGUUAUCUGGGCUGUAAGACUACCUUUGUUCCUAUGGAUCCUAAGGUUCAAUUAAGUGCUCAUGAUGGUGAUAUUCUCCCAGAUAUUUCUCAAUAUAGAAGACUUGUUGUCAAGGUUUGUACUUCUCUUCAAUUAAGAGCUUACUCAGUUGCAGCUCCGUCUUCUGUUCAUUUAAAAGCGUUCUCUAAUGCUGAUUGGAGCUCUUGUUUGGACACAAACUAUUGGAAGGAUAAGAAGCAAACUGCAAUUUCUCGUUCUCUGUCGAAGCUGAUCGAAUAUAGAGCUUUAGCCUCUACUGCAUGUGAAUUGGUUUAG
Molecule: messenger RNA, 462 nt
Organism: Olea europaea var. sylvestris
Lineage: Eukaryota; Viridiplantae; Streptophyta; Magnoliopsida; Lamiales; Oleaceae
Exons: 3
Coding region: 1-462 (153 amino acids)
Source: RefSeq, a predicted model, not a curated record